AUGCAUUGCGCGAUACCGGUCGAGAAGGAGCUACAGUGUUUAGUUUUUCUCCUUUAGGAAAUUGCCAGUCAAUUUUCUCAGAGAAAUUAAACCAAAAAUGCAGAGGUUACUCUCCAGAGAGGUUGCUACCUCUCUCAAGACAGCUUUUCAAGUCCGCCAUCUUUCAGCAUCAUCAUCACUAUGGCAAAAGGUAUCAAUGAGCAAGUUUGAGACCAAUCAAUACAUCCCAUAUGAAAAACUGGAGGGAAAUCUCAAGAUUGUAAAAGACAGAUUAAACAGACCCUUGACGCUGUCAGAAAAGAUUGUAUAUUCACAUCUUGAUAACCCCAAAGAACAGGAAAUUGUGCGUGGUGAAUCGUAUCUCAAUCUAAGACCUGAUAGAGUUGCUAUGCAAGAUGCUACAGCUCAGAUGGCUAUGCUACAAUUCAUCUCUAGUGGACUGCCAAAGGUUGCUGUUCCAUCAACUGUUCAUUGUGACCAUCUUAUUGAGGCCAAAGUUGGUGGUGAGGAAGAUCUGGCCAUUGCCAAAGAUACUAACAAGGAGGUGUAUGACUUCCUUGCUAGUGCAUCUGCUAAGUAUGGUGUUGGUUUCUGGAAGCCAGGCAGUGGAAUUAUCCAUCAGAUUGUACUGGAGAACUAUGCAUUUCCUGGUGUAUUGUUGAUUGGUACUGACAGCCACACACCUAACGGAGGUGGUCUGGGUGGUGUUUGCAUAGGUGUUGGUGGAGCUGAUGCUGUUGAUGUAAUGGCUGAUUUACCAUGGGAGCUCAAGUGUCCAAAGGUAAUUGGUGUCAAACUUACUGGUCAACUCAGGGGCUGGACAUCUCCUAAAGAUGUGAUUCUGAAAGUUGCUGGAAUAUUGACAGUCAAAGGUGGUACUGGUGCUAUUGUUGAGUACUUUGGACCUGGUGUGGAUUCUAUUUCUUGUACAGGUAUGGGUACUAUCUGUAACAUGGGUGCAGAGAUUGGUGCUACUACAUCAGUAUUUCCAUACAACCACAGAAUGGAAGCAUAUCUCAAAUCAACAGGAAGAGAUCAGAUUGCUAGCUUAGCUAAUCAGUACAGCCACAUACUCAAGGCAGAUGAUGGUGCUGAUUAUGAUGAAGUCAUUGAGAUUAAUUUAGACGAGCUUGAACCCCAUGUUAAUGGACCUUUCACCCCUGAUCUUGCUCACCCAGUGUCGAAACUUGGACAAGCAGCCAAGGAUAAUAACUGGCCGAUGGAUGUUAGAGUGGGAUUGAUUGGAAGUUGUACAAACAGUAGCUAUGAAGACAUGACAAGAGCAGCAAGUAUUGCCCAACAAGCAUUAAGCAAUGGAGUCAAAGCCAAAUCCCUUUUCACUGUAACUCCUGGAUCAGAACAGAUAAGAGCAACAAUCGAGCGGGAUGGCAUCGCUAGUACUUUAAGGGAGUUUGGUGGCACUGUUCUUGCAAAUGCAUGUGGGCCAUGUAUUGGUCAAUGGAACAGGCAAGACAUCAAGAAAGGAGAGAAAAAUACAAUUGUAACUUCCUACAAUAGAAACUUUACUGGUAGAAAUGAUGCUAACCCUGAAACCCAUGCAUUUGUUGCCUCGCCAGAGAUUGUCACUGCCUUAUCUAUUGGAGGAAGACUUGAUUUUAACCCUGAAACAGAUACCAUAACUGGAAGUGAUGGAAAAGCUUUCAAACUUGAUAGCCCAUAUGGUGAUGAAUUGCCAUCAAAGGGAUUUGACCCUGGUGAGGACACUUAUCAGGGCCCUCCUGAUGAUGCUGCAUCAUUGAAAGUUAAUGUCAGCCCAACUAGUAACCGACUUCAGCUGCUCACUCCAUUUGACGUGUGGGAUGGUAACGACCUUGAAGACAUGACUGUCCUCAUUAAAAUCAAAGGAAAAUGUACGACAGAUCACAUCAGUGCUGCUGGACCCUGGCUUAAGUACAGAGGACACUUGGACAACAUUUCAAACAAUAUGUUUAUUGGAGCAAUAAAUAUUGAGAACGACACAGCAAACAAUGUCAAGAAUCAGUUAACUGGUGAAUAUGGAGGCGUUCCUGACACUGCGAGACAUUAUAAGGCUAGUGGAGUGAAAUGGUGUGUUGUUGGGGAUGAGAACUACGGUGAAGGUAGCAGCAGAGAACAUGCAGCUCUUGAACCAAGACACCUUGGAGGACGUGCCAUCAUCGUCAAGAGCUUUGCACGAAUCCAUGAGACCAACUUAAAAAAGCAAGGAAUGCUGCCAUUGACAUUCUCCAAUCCUGUUGACUAUGACAAAAUUCAACCUGAUGACAAGAUUUCUUUGGUUGGACUUAAAGAAUUGGCACCAGGAAAGCCCGUUGAGUGUCAUAUCAAAAGCAAGAAUGGUUCAGUGACAAAGGUCUCGUUAAAUCAUACAAUGAAUGACCAACAGAUCCAAUGGUUUAAAUCAGGAAGUGCACUUAACAAGAUGGCAGGAAAAUGAACACAGAUUGUCCUUGAAAUGGAAUUUUAACAGUUGAUUAAUAAAGAAACAUUUAAAAGGACUGUUAUACUCAAGAGAUUACACUGAAAUGUUUCGUGUGCAGUACUCUACACAAGGGUUAUAUUAUUCAAUACCGUGUGAACAAAUUUACUCUUUUUAUGAAAUUUUUGUCGAAUUCAAAUAUAAUAUUUUCCUGGUUGCA
This is a messenger RNA of Exaiptasia diaphana, 2636 nucleotides long. RefSeq names its product probable aconitate hydratase, mitochondrial. Gene Ontology annotation, biological process: tricarboxylic acid cycle. The record is from RefSeq and is a predicted model, not a curated record. Bases 98 to 2434 code for a protein of 778 amino acids. Gene Ontology annotation, cellular component: cytosol; mitochondrion. The transcript is spliced from 27 exons. NCBI's taxonomy places the organism in Eukaryota, Metazoa, Cnidaria, Anthozoa, Actiniaria, Aiptasiidae. Gene Ontology annotation, molecular function: aconitate hydratase activity; 4 iron, 4 sulfur cluster binding.